Molecule: messenger RNA, 3335 nt
Organism: Mycena citricolor
Lineage: Eukaryota; Fungi; Basidiomycota; Agaricomycetes; Agaricales; Mycenaceae
Source: the annotation of a GenBank genome assembly
GAGAGAUCAUGUGCCAGCGACUAUAAGAAGGAUCGUCGUUCAAUUACCAGCUCUCAUCGAACCAUGGUGCCUCGUCCAGUGUUGGCUGGGGUCUUCACCCUCUCUCUCGCUCAUUCAUGUCUCUCCUCGAGCAUUCACUUUCCUUCAAUUCCAUCCAUCGUCCGCCGACAAUCGCCGAGCGUCCCGACUGGUCUGUCCGGCAACUGGUCGUCUCUCGGAUGCUACACGGACAACCAAGCCGGAGGCCGCACGCUUCUUGGCUCCUCGUUCACGAAUACCACCGGAAUGACCGUUCAAAGGUGUAUCGCCUUCUGUGAUGGCCAAAGUUUCAUCUACGCUGGUGUCGAGUACGGCCAAGAGUGCUACUGCGAUAAUCACUUCGAAAACGGGGGGACGAACACCACGCUGUCGGACUGCAACAUGGCAUGCACAGGGAAUGCCACCGAAACAUGCGGCGCCGGCAACAGAUUGAAUGUGUUCACAAACGGAAAGACUCCGCCUCCGCCACCGUCUAUUCCCGCUCAAGUGGGAAAUUGGACGUCUCUUGGCUGCUGGAGUGACAACGUGGACAAUGUGCGAUCCCUGCCCAACGGGAUAGCUGUUCCGGGAAACUUUACCCUGGAGACCUGUUCUUCCGCCUGCUUCGCUGCGGGUUACCCUUUUUCUGGUGCCGAAUACGCCGCCCAGUGCUAUUGCGGAACAAGCAUCUAUGUAAAUGCAUCGAAGAUCUCUACAGCGUCGUGCAAUAUGUUGUGCGCUGGAGAUGGUCAGCAAUUCUGCGGUGGACCCAAUGCGCUCUCAAUGUAUAACUACACCGGAAUUGAUCGGCCCACCGGACCGGUCGGCGGGGGAGGUGGCGGUGGAGGUGCGCCACCGCAAACCGGCACACCGGUCUUCAUUGCCGCCAACCUUCCGAAACCGUGGUCUUAUUCCGGGUGCUAUGUCGACAAUGCCUUCGGACGGAUCUUGCAGACUCAACAGCCCGACAAUGCGAAUCUGACGAUCGCAUCAUGUGUCGCCACCUGCGCGGCCGCAGGUGCGACGGUCGCUGCGGCGGAAUUUUCGGUGCACUCAAUGCUGUGCGCCCGAUUUCGCACCACGUCUUCGCAUAUACUAAUGAAUCGUCCAGUCUGCGGCACCGAAUUGAUAGAUGGUGCUGCCCUCGCGGCUGAUGCGGACUGCAACAUGGGAUGUGGGGGCAACACGACGCAAGCUUGCGGCGCGGGAAACCGCAUGUCAGUCUACUCGACAUCCAAAAAUGUGACUAUUCUGCCUGUGCCCGUCGCUCAGACCAAAGGCAUCCCAGGAAACUGGACAUAUCAAGGCUGUCUCAGGGAGGCUAACGGAUUCCGGGCGAUCCCGUGGCAAAACAUCUACCCUACCAACAACUCUGCCACGACAUGCUUGAGCCAGUGCGCGGCCUUUGGAUACACGGCGGGUGGUAUGGAGUACGGCGAGGAGUGCUACUGCGGUGACGUGUCGGAUGUCACCAAGGCCAAUGUCACCUUUGCGCCUGAGGCGGACUGCAACCUCGCGUGUCCAGGCGAUCCGAUCCAUCUCUGUGGAGCGGGAAAUAGGAUCCAGUACUACACCUGGACGGGCCCAGCGCAGUAUGUUUGGCACACGCCUACCAACAUUGGAUACUACGACUUCCUCGUCCCUGGUGUUGUCGUGCCCCUCAUCGCCACUGUCGGCAUCAACGGCAAGGUCGCGUUCCUCGAGAAGUCGGGCACGUCGGAAUUCGACAACUCCACUGGCGCAUACGAGCUCGACCUCAGUCUCGUGGACCGAUUCGACCUCGCCUGGAGAGAGAUGCACGUCAAGUCCGACGUCUUCUGCUCUGGAUCGGUCACGCUCCCCGACAAAGCAGGUCGUAUCCUCAACGUCGGUGGCUGGUCACUCGAAUCGACCAAAGGUGUGCGAUUGUAUGCGCCAGACGGCUCUCCUGGAGUGAACGGAACGAACGACUGGGAGGAGAAUUUCCAGGAGUUGGCGCUGCAAAGGCAACGCUGGUACCCGACCGCGGCUGUCUUGGCCAACGGUUCCGUGCUCGUCAUUGGCGGUGAGACCGGCAGCAAUGCUGCACCGCAGCCCAACUUGGAGAUCCUGCCCAAACCGGCGGGGGGUGAUACUGUCAUCAACUUGGACUGGUUGGCGCGCACGGAUCCGUGGAACUUGUACCCUUUCGUCUUCGUUCUGCCCAGUGGAAACCUCUUCGUCAUCUAUUAUAACGAGGCACGGAUUCUGGAGCCGGUCAACUUCAACACUAUCAAGGAGCUGCCCAACCUUCCUGCCUCUGUAAAUGACUUCACUGGUGGACGGACGUAUCCCCUCGAAGGAGCUGCUGUUCUCUUCCCGCAACACGCUCCCUACACAGAUCCGGUUCGCAUUCUCACCUGCGGAGGCAGUGCUCCCGGUGCCGGUAUCGCGAUCGACAACUGUGUGUCGAUUGAGCCUGAGGCGCAGAAUCCGACGUGGCUUCUUGAGCGCAUGCCCUCGCAGCGUGUCAUGACAUGCAUGUCUCCGCUCCCCGACGGCACCUUCAUGAUCAUGAACGGAGCACACCAAGGAUUCGCUGGAUUCGGGCUCGGAAACGAUCCGAACUUCCAGGCGCUGCUGUACGAUCCGACGCUGCCACCCACUCAGCGCAUCUCCAUUCUGAACACCACGAUCGUCGCACGGAUGUAUCACUCGGAGGCAAUUCUGCUCCCCGACGCCCGGGUGCUCGUUUCGGGGUCCGAUCCACAGACCCCGGGCAUGCCAGAGGAGAUGCGCAUCGAGGCUUACUACCCUCCGUACCUCACACAAGGCUUCAAGCAGCCGAGCUACACGAUCAACAACGACACGGACUGGGCGUAUGGCAGCACACACAAGAUCACCGUCACAUUGCAUCAAGGCACCACGGCGAAUAUGCGCAUCUCGCUUGUUGCGGCGAUCUCGUCAACGCAUGGAAACACCAUGGGUUCGCGCACCAUCUUCCCUGCAUUCAAGUGCGCGGGCAACGUUUGCACCAUCACCGCGCCCCCGAAUGCCUUCAUCUCGCCUCCUGGAUGGCAUCAGCUGUUCGUCCUCGACGGUCCCACACCCAGUCACUCCACGUUUGUCCGCAUCGGUGGAGAUCCAGGAAAGCUGGGAUUGUGGCCGGAAUUCCCCGACUUUACGCCUCCGGGGCUUUGAGUUGACAGCCUUACUUUCAUUAUGUCGGACUUUGGACUGGAAAGGACUGGGCUAUUUAUCCAACUACUUAUUAUCACUCGCUCUCUCCUUCCAUUUUCACCGGUAAAUUCGUACCCUGUACAUCUAGAAUUAAUGACUGCUUUCCGUGCAAACAGUUC